AUGCGGAGUGGAGGUGGUAUGGUGGGGCAUACUAACGGGCAGCAGCAGCAACAGCAGCAGAAGCAGAAAUCAUGUGAAAACAAAUCUGCCACUCGUUUUGGCGAAUUGUCGUCGUGCGACGGCUCAAACCGGAAAACGUCGUCGUCGUCGUCGUCGCCGUCGUCAUCGCCGUCGUUCGCGCUAGACUCAGCCUUGCACGCCUCCCCAUGCGCGACCGCCGCUCUCGACCUUCUCUCGCUGCCUCCCGCCGAGGCAGCUUCGUUGCUGCAGCAACUCCUGGUCGAAGCGGGCGUCGCCAAGCGACCAGCGCCGCCCGGCGACAACGACGACAGUCGCACAGGCUUCGCCGCGUUCAGGCUUCGUUCGGGCGGCAAGAACCCCAAGCGGCCGCGGCCGCUGGUAGGACUGAAGAAUCUAGGCAACACGUGCUUUAUGAACGCGUGCGUGCAGUGUCUUAGCCACUCCAUGCCACUCGCGCUUUACUUUGUGCAAGAGACCGCCGCCGCCGCUAAGGGGCUUCCAUCCCCACGACCAGAACUGGCGGGGGUUGCGUCUGCGGCUAAUCGCACUGGGUUCGCUGGAAAUGGAUCGCCGGACGCAAUUGGCGGCGGCAGGUCAGGCGAACGGGUGGGAAUUAGGGAGGAGUCGCUGCGGGAAGCUGGCGAGGCGGUGGCUGCGGCUUUGUGUCGGCAGCAGCAGCAGCAGCAGCAGAAGCAGCAGCAGCAGCAGCCCAAGCGUUCAGCUGACGAGUUCAGUCGCGCGAGGGACAGCUCGUGCCGGUCAGGAAUUUCCGUCAGCGGGCCUUUGAGUUCGACGUGCUACCGUGGCUGCGGCGAUUCUGACGAGGGUCGCGCGACUGUCAAUUUCAGUGGACCGCUUCAUACGACGCCUGCGACUCAUGCGACGUUGUCGUCGUCGUUGCCGCUGGUGGAAUGCCGCGGCGGCUGCAAGAAGCCCCACUUAGGACAUGUUCGUAGCGACGGGUGCUUUAACCUGUCCUUCGGCUCCGCGUCCCCGAAAGUUCCGUGCCACGUCACGUCCUUAAAGAGCGGAUUAGUCUUCGGAGGCUCGUCGAUCGGAAGCCCGCUAUCCGUCCCCGUGGGUUGCGGUCUCAACGGCGGCCAUAGCCCCGCUGUCGGCCCCCCGCAUCUCCCCCUGCCGCGUGAUGCGGGCGCUGACGCGUGCGCGGACUCCCUGCGCGGGGCUCCCGCGGAGGUUGCGCGCGCAGCAUGCGCGGAAGGCGCGCGCGAGUGCGGAAGCGGAGGCGGAAGCGGCGGGGAGGAGGUGAAGGAGGUGUCGCGGAGUUUCGGGCGGCUGGUGACGGAGCUGUGGGCGGGGGAGGCGGCGGGCGCAAUCAGCCCCGCGGAGCUGCUUUCGAGCGUGCACAAGCACGUGCCGCACUUCGCGGGGUUCGGGCAGCACGACUCGCAGGAGUUUCUGCGAUCGCUGGUGGAUAAACUGGACGAGGAGACGAGGGGGCAGAGUGAGCUGCCAAAAUGCCACAGCCUGCCCGAAAAUCUCGACCAGCUGCCCGAAGCGGAGCAAGCUGAAGCUCUCUGGCGGCAGCACUGCGUGCGAUUCGCCAGCCCCAUCCAGCAAAUAUUUUGCGGGCAGCUGCAGAGCACGAUCGAGUGUCUGACGUGUCACCACCGCUCGCACUGCUUCGACCCAUUUCUGGACCUAUCUGUGCCCAUCCCCCGCCGCCGGUUCUUCUCCUUCCGCGCGCCCUCCAUCCGCGACUGCCUGGGGGAACUCCUGGCGGAAGAAAUGCUCCAGGGGGACAAUGCGUACUCGUGCUCGCACUGCAAGAAGCCGAGCAAGGCUGUGAGAAGACUGUCCAUCGUGCGCUUCCCCUCCAUCCUCGUUAUACACAUCAAGCGAGUGGCCUCAUCAGCCAUCUCCCUCUUUCAGAAGGAUUCUACCUUUGUCUCCUGCGACCUGCACAGCCUUGACCUCUCAAAGUUCCAAAGCUCACUCUCUCGAGAAAACGCCUCCAGAGAGCCUGUCACUCCCCCCAGCCCCGAGAGCCGAAGAAGCAGCAGCAGCAGCAGCGGCAGCAGCAGCGGCAGCAGCAGCAGUGGGACAGCCCCAGUGUACGAUCUAUACGCUGUGACGAACCACAUGGGGUCACUCUCAUCAGGUCACUACACAGCGCACUGCCGCAACCCUGCGGACGGGCAGUGGUAUCUGUUCAAUGACAGCGGCGUGUCGCCCAUUGCUGCUUCUGCCGUAAUCUCGUCCUCGGCUUAUGUUCUCUUCUACCAGCUGAGACACAAUCCUGAGGGUUUCUGA
Molecule: messenger RNA, 2292 nt
Organism: Closterium sp. Yama58-4
Lineage: Eukaryota; Viridiplantae; Streptophyta; Zygnematophyceae; Desmidiales; Closteriaceae
Source: the annotation of a GenBank genome assembly